CUCUGUUAAAAAUAUAUAUUUUUGUGCUAUGUGAAAAAAGCCGACGCGUUUCUUUUGUGAGAGCUGCAAACAUUAUUUGUGUUUGUCUCUUGUGCCAGUGUGCGUGUGUGUGUGUGUUGUGUGUGUCAAAAUGCGUGAACUGUAAACAAAAAAGUCUUAAAAGCAACUUACUCAAAUUAAAGCCGAGUUUUCUUCAAACAAAAAAAAAUAAAUAUAUAUAUAAGAGUUUGUAUCGCAUAACAAUCGAAAAAUGUUGCAACUGCUGCUGCUUGUUGUACUUGCCACAUUGGGGCAUGGAGCACAGCAGCGUUACGAUCAGACGCCGCUGGACGCCAGCUCCUAUUAUCGCAGCGAAUUGGCUCCGAGUUCCUCCUCCUUGGAUGGGUUUCCACAUCACAAUCGCUGUGAGCCAAUCACGAUCUCGAUCUGCAAGAAUAUUCCGUACAAUAUGACGAUAAUGCCCAAUUUGAUUGGCCACACCAAGCAGGAGGAAGCGGGCCUGGAGGUGCAUCAGUUUGCGCCUCUCGUCAAGAUCGGUUGCAGCGCCGAUCUGCAGUUGUUCCUCUGCUCCUUGUACGUCCCCGUCUGCACCAUCCUUGAACGUCCGAUUCCCCCCUGCCGCUCCCUCUGCGAAUCGGCCCGGGUCUGCGAGACUCUGAUGAAAACCUACAAUUUCAACUGGCCCGAGAAUCUCGAGUGCUCCAAAUUCCCCAUCCAUGGUGGCGAGGAUCUUUGCGUCGCUGAGAACACCACCUCCUCCGGGUCCUCCUCCUCGACUCCGGCGGCGCCCAUUCGCCCAGUGCCCAAGGUGACAUCGCGAAAGCAUCAGAUCAGCGUGGAUAGUCCCCAUCGGAAUAUAGGAUUCGUGUGUCCCGUCCAGCUGAAGACGCCCCUCGGCAUGGGCUACGAGCUGAAAGUGGGCGGCAAGGAUCUGCAUGAUUGUGGCGCCCCGUGUCACGCCAUGUUCUUCCCGGAGCGGGAACGAACGGUGCUGCGUUAUUGGGUCGGAUCCUGGGCAGCUGUCUGUGUGGCCAGUUGUCUCUUUACGGUGCUCACAUUUCUGAUAGACUCAUCGCGUUUUCGUUAUCCGGAGCGUGCGAUUGUCUUUCUGGCCGUUUGCUAUCUGGUCGUCGGCUGUGCCUAUGUGGCCGGACUUGGUGCGGGCGAUUCGGUGUCGUGCCGUGAGCCGUUUCCGCCGCCAGUGAAGCUUGGACGCCUGCAGAUGAUGUCCACCAUAACGCAGGGUCAUCGGCAGACGACCGCGUGCACCGUAUUAUUCAUGGCAUUGUAUUUCUGUUGCAUGGCCGCAUUUGCGUGGUGGUCAUGUUUGGCUUUUGCCUGGUUCCUGGCCGCCGGACUUAAAUGGGGCCACGAGGCAAUUGAAAAUAAAUCUCAUUUAUUCCAUUUGGUUGCCUGGGCGGUGCCCGCACUGCAAACGAUAUCCGUUUUGGCGCUGGCCAAAGUUGAAGGUGACAUUCUCUCUGGCGUGUGUUUUGUGGGACAACUGGACACACACUCUCUGGGCGGCUUUCUAAUACUGCCGCUGUGCAUUUAUCUGUCGAUUGGCGCUCUCUUUCUGUUGGCCGGCUUCAUCUCGCUCUUUCGCAUACGCACCGUGAUGAAGACGGAUGGGAAGCGAACGGAUAAACUGGAGCGGCUCAUGUUGCGCAUUGGCUUCUUCUCGGGCCUGUUCAUACUGCCUGCUUUGGGUUUGCUGGGCUGCCUGUUCUAUGAGUACUACAACUUUGACGAGUGGAUGAUUCAGUGGCAUCGCGACAUUUGCAAGCCAUUCUCCAUACCAUGUCCGGCUGCCCGGGCGCCGGGUACGCCCGAGGCGCGUCCCAUAUUCCAGAUCUAUAUGGUGAAGUAUCUGUGCUCCAUGCUCGUUGGAGUGACGUCCAGCGUGUGGCUCUACUCCAGCAAGACAAUGGUCAGCUGGCGCAACUUUGUGGAGCGACUCCAGGGCAAGGAGCCCCGCACCCGGGCCCAGGCGUAUGUCUAGUAUGAGACGGCGGCGGCGGCGGCUGAGGUGGCGGCUAACGAAAGUUACUUAGCGUUUAGCACGUAGAAUCCUAGAGUCCCCCUCACCCCCAACUCCCCCCGCCAAAUGCACACACACACACAGAGACAUACACUCAAAUAUAUAUGUACUUCAAAACGCAGUCGUAGUUAUAGCUUAACCUCAUACAAGCUUUGUAUAAAGUUCAUCUCUGUCCCUAAUCCACACCCCGAAACAAAAUCAAAACUCUACCCUAAGCUAUUGUUUAAUAUUUAGUUACAUAUAUGAAAGCUAAGCGUGGCUUUCUUUGUUGAACCAAAACUAUGCGCAUAAGUUGAGCAUUUAGUUGAUAAGUGUAUUUUUAGUGGGUCUAGUGCUCUAGUGUUCGAGUAUCCUAAUCCUAGUUGUUAUUGACCCAUCCACUUUUACUGCUCUCGCUUCCCUUUCCGCAGCUGCAAAUGGUAUACGAAUUUUACAAGUGCUUUCCUUUUUUCAGCUUCUUCACAAUUUCACUUUUCAAACGACGCAUUCAAUUUGAACUAGUUUGCAUUUAAGUAGGUUUUUGAACAAUUUUAUUUGAGAAAGCUUUAAAUGUGCCCUACGGUUAAUUAAGCAUGCAUAUAAAUGUGCAAAUUCUUAUUUUUAAGAAUCAGAGCUGAUGUGAAAUUUGACAGCUUCUCAAUGAGCCCCAUUAACAGUCAGUCAGAUUUUCCACACAAAUCAACAAGAUGAUUUUCCACAUCAAAUUCACAUUAUUUAUUUUCGACACCCGCAAUUCUUAAUUCAUUGAAGUUGAAGUUCAAGUCAAAUUUCGCAUCAAACAUAUUAUAAGAAAAUAUUCGUACUAAAUGGGAAAAUAAAGCAAACAAAAAAGAGAGAAAUCCUAGAUAUAAGAUAUAAAAUGCUUGAAACUUAAUUUAAAGCUAAAUGUAAAGUAAAAACCAUAUAUACAUAAAAAUAUAUUUAAUUAUUCAUAUGUAUG
This is a messenger RNA of Drosophila grimshawi, 2981 nucleotides long. It is a transcript of the gene fz, whose product is annotated as frizzled. Gene Ontology annotation, cellular component: plasma membrane. Bases 251 to 2002 code for a protein of 583 amino acids. Gene Ontology annotation, molecular function: Wnt receptor activity; Wnt-protein binding. The transcript is spliced from 5 exons. Gene Ontology annotation, biological process: non-canonical Wnt signaling pathway; canonical Wnt signaling pathway. The record is from RefSeq and is a predicted model, not a curated record. NCBI's taxonomy places the organism in Eukaryota, Metazoa, Arthropoda, Insecta, Diptera, Drosophilidae.